AUGAUCGAUCAGUCCGUCCAGCUGGAAGCUCCUCCAGCCAAGUCGUGUGGCGACAAACUUACUGGGGCUCUUCUUGAGCAUUGGACUGUGCCCGAAAAAAUUCGGUCCGACGAGCAGGACGCAGCCGAGAAGUAUCUGCUUACCGCCUAUAUCUUUGGCAAAUACAUGACGCUGCCGUGGUUCAACUUCAACCGGUGGUACCUCUUCUUUGCUAGUUUCAUGGUGCAAUCCUGCAUCGGCUCGCUCUACUCCUGGUCCGUGCUCAACAACCCCAUUGACAUGCUCAUUUACGGUGACAAGAACAAGGGCAUGGCGGUCAACGCUUUUUACAUCGCUGUGGGUGUCUUUGGCACGUCAACGGCCAUUAUGGGUCCGUGGAUCGAGCGCAAUGGUCCUCGCGCCGGCGUCAUGCUAGGUGCCACGUCCUUCUUUAUCGGGUGCAUCAUCAGCUGCAUCUCGCUGCACGCCAAGUCGAUCGUCGGGCUUUACAUUGGGUAUGGACUCUUCUGUGGAUUCGGUAGCGGUCUCUGCUACAUUUCACCCGUGUCGGCCCUGCAGAAGUGGUUUCCAGACCACCGAGGUGCCGCUGCUGGCUUUGCAGUCGGUGGCUAUGGUGCUGGGUCUGUAGUCUGGGGCAAGGCUUACCUCCCGAUCAUCGAUGCAACUAGUGUAGCCGACCUCUUCAUCGUCAUUGGAUGUGUCAUGGUAGUGACCCUGUACGCCUGUGCAGUCCGCCUCCGCAACCCCCACUGUUCCUUUCAAAGUUGUGGGCUCAACAUGCACGGUGAAGUCGUUUGCGAAGUGCAAGGAACUUUCCAGUGCCUUGAGAAAGAUAAUGAUGUGUCGGUCAGUGGGUACGAACCGGCCACGACGCCAAGAGCCCGUGAGGUCGAGGAUACAACCACUUUAAUUGCGGACGAGAACACCAACUCACGAGUGAAGAAGUUGACACUCAUCCAGGCCAUCACGUCGCCUGACUUUAUCUUCCUGUACAUUGCGUUCUUCGGCAACCAACUCUACGGUCUUAUCGUCUUGUCCAAGCUUUCGACCAUGUGCACCACGCUCUUCAACAAAACGGCCAACGACGGUGCCAAUAUCGUGUCCAUUAACAGUGUCUUCAACUGCGUUGGUCGGCUACUCUUUCCUCUCAUCUCGGACCUGAUCGUGCGCAGAUGUAAGGUCGAGCACGCUUUUGCGCGCAAGUGCCUUUUCUUCUUUGGAUUGGCCUCGCAGAUCACGAUCAUCGCUAUCUUCCCAACACUGAUUCGCAGCGAGAGUUACACGGCUUUUAUCGUGCUUGUGUUCUUGCUCACAUUGUCGUACGGAGGCGGAUUCGGCACAAUCCCAUGCUUCCUGACUGACAUGUUUGGUGCGUAUAAUAUUGGCGCACUGCACGGCUUCAUCCUGACGGCGUGGUCGUUGGGUGGCGUAGCUGGUGGGCUCAGCUUCAACGCAGAGUACAACUCGGCUAUCGAGAAGGGUGAAACUCCUGAAGACGCAUACGUGGACGGUAUUCACAAGAUCCUCGUGGUAGUUUGCAUCACGAGUAUCGCUAUCUUUAUGGUACGCACGAACCCGCGCGACCGAUUUGAGAGGGGCUAUCACUACACGUUGUUUGACAGACGAGUGAUCAGUAUAUUGCCCCGGGAUUCCACCACAAAGAAAGAGGGUCCGCUGCAGAGUGAUGCCUGA
Messenger RNA from Peronospora matthiolae, 1692 nucleotides. The record is from the annotation of a GenBank genome assembly. NCBI's taxonomy places the organism in Eukaryota, Oomycota, Peronosporomycetes, Peronosporales, Peronosporaceae.